GCUGAACUUCUUCAGAGACGUUCCUGACUUCAGGGUGCUGGCCUGCGGAGGGGACGGCACAGCGGGCUGGAUCCUGGACUUCAUAGAUAAGGCCAACCUGGACAGGAACCCCCCCGUGUGUAUACUUCCUCUUGGCACUGGCAACGACCUGGCAAGAUGUCUGCGAUGGGGAGGAGGCUACGAGGGCGAGAGCCUCCUGAAGAUCAUGCGGGACAUCGAGAACAGUUCGGAGGUGAUGCUGGACCGCUGGAAGAUUGAUGUCACGCCCACAGACAAAGAGGAGCGAGGGGACCCGGUGCCUUACAGUAUCAUCAACAACUACUUCUCCAUCGGAGUG
Plectropomus leopardus (leopard coralgrouper) is the source of this 337-nucleotide messenger RNA. Lineage: Eukaryota; Metazoa; Chordata; Actinopteri; Perciformes; Serranidae. The record is from RefSeq and is a predicted model, not a curated record.